CGUGAACUGGACGGGGUCGAGACGCUCUCCAAUCCAAGGAGCAUCCUCCGCCUAUCUACAUAGUAAUCUGGCCCGCUUUUGCGCGCCGACAUUCCUCGUGCAUAAUCCUGGACUGCUCCCAAGCGCAUGGACCGGGCUCGCCGGCAAGCUGCUCUAGUUGUAGGUCACUUGUCGCAUGCCUGUGUAUCUGCACUGUGAGGAUGAGAUGAUACCGCGAUUCAACUGCUGUCCAGUCCUACCUGCUCCUCGAGCCUCCGUUUCCUCCGCGCCUAUCGCACCCAUCGGCAUCUCGCAAUCUCUCUGACGGUCUGCUCGCCCACAAGAUUGGACCAUCGCGGUUCCCGGCUCUGGGGAUAUUGCUGAAGAGUGAGGCAUUGGUCGCAGUGGGAGAAAACGUUACAAUCUGCAGCGGGCAAUGGCAACUACACAUACAAUCACAGACCCUCGCCGCGGUCGCCGACUGGAUUGCGCAGCAUCUCUUCGCUAUCUCAGACGAUCCUAGGACUGGGUGAAGGAUAUACCUUUCCAUUCCCGGUGUUGGAGAAGAUUCGGGGGUGAUAUACGUUCCAAGAUGCCUUUGGUCAAUGCAAGCUCCGUUGCAGCGGUUGCAGUUUUACUGUACCUGUCCUCUUUCGUCCUGUUGGCGAUUCUGCGCAUCGCGACCGGUAUAUCCAUUCAAAGAGUGGGCUAUUUUAGUCUGAGACACAUAUCAUAUACUCCAAGAGAAGGGCUGAGAGUGGAUUUGCGGGGACUCGGAUUGAGUCUGCAUAGACCUACCUUUGCUCAGCCGACAUUGAUCAGCCUGGUAUUCGAAGACUUGAAGGUCACCCUCGACCCGGCAUUGUUCGAUCAACAUGCCGGUUCUAGGGCGUCGCCGGAGCAGCGGGAGCCGGCUGACCGUACGGGCAAGGAUGGCAGUCGGACUUCCCCCGGAAAAAGCAAGUUGUGGAAGCGCCUGACCGAGGUCAAAGAACGCAUUAAGCGGAUACAUCGUCAAGUCCAUAUCCUGCGCAUGUUUGACAUCAGCGCCUUCAACACUACUGCUGAAAUUGUGGGCGUCGGCUAUGUGCAAGUUUCGACCUUUAAUGCGGCGGUCUACACGCGGCGGAAGCUCCUGGACCGGGGCCGCUUAUUCCGACAUAAAAAGGAUCCUCUUGGUGGCCAGCGGCCGGCUGAGUGGGUGUUCACAGUAAAGAGCAUCAUAAUGGGAGUAGGUGGUCGCGACCCGACUGAGAUUUUGGAUGCUAUGUCAAUCAAUGUGCAUGGACUCCUUUACAAGGAGAGAGAAGGGCUGCGCGAUACGUCUGUUGCCAUCAAAGCAGGCCGUCUAUAUGUUCCCGUGGAUGAAAUCCUCCAAUUCUCGACUCGGAGCAAAAAAAUCGCGAAAUUGUCACAACAGCCUCCAACGUUGAGCCCUGUUCAGGAAAUCUCGUUCGAGGAUGUUGUCGAGGAAUUGGAUAACCCGGGCAGCCGGGAAGCGUCAAUCGUCCAAACCGUCGCCGACUCGAAGGAAUUCUUCAGCUCGAUAUUACAGAGUGUCCAAGAGAUCCAGCUUGGUAUGAGUUUUGUACGAAUAUCCAAGGAGAUUGAAUCUCUCCGGCAGGCCAAUUUGCCGUUGAUUGCCAACAUGGUCAUCCAUGAGAUUGGUAUUGACCUUCAUCGCCUCGACCAGAACUCUCCAGCUCACCGCAUGUACUUCUCCAGGGAAGACGUGGCUCACCAAGCCUUGGUCGCUGCCGUGUCCAUCUCAGUCAGUCUGGAUGAGGAUGACUACACGCCAAACAGGGUCAUGUACAUACCCAUGGCUACCACAACAAUCAGGACGACGCUGCCAGCCAAAACGAUGAGCUUCACUCAAGAUCGGGAUGUUGCUGAGAGGAACAAAAAUAUUCUGUUUGCCAAUUUCGUCGUCACUUCUCCCUCUCUUGAUUUGGCACCGCAACAUCUGAUCAGACUGCUGUCGCUUACUCAGUUCCGAAAAUACCAGUCCGGCCAAUCUCAACAGAGUCAGCAUCGGUUGAUCUCACGAUUACUUCCAAAAGCAAGCAUAAAAUUUUCGAUCCAUGAGCCGGUCGUACGGUUUGUUCUACCAGUGGCCGACCCUGCCAACGCUGGCCCGGGCGAGUACGACAUGAUCAUAAACUCCAUUUCUUCCAUUUCACUGGACGUCGAAUCGUCACACUCGGCAGGUGGUGAGUUACUAUAUUCUCUGGGCUCCAAUUUUCGGGUUAUGUCGCAACAGCUCUAUUACCAAGCUUCCACCGGCGUCAAACACAACAUCCUUAUUGCCGAAGCACUGGAACUAAAGUUUCAGGUAGCUGCGUCUACAGACGUGUCUGUGAGCGUCUCGGGAAAUCUCCGCACCUUCUCCGUACUCAUGGUUCGGGAAGAAGUGAGCAAGGCAAUCUACAGUAUAGUCAGGCACUUCAAGCGCCAUGUCCCCACCAGGGAUGAAUCGAGGCCUGUCCCAACGGUUUUUCUCAGGACGCUUCCCUCUUGGUUGAUCGAGAUCCAAUUUGAAGGCUCUGGAUGUAGCAUCGAAGCCGCUGGUGUAGAUGCAGCUAUUUCCAGCCAGACCCGAGGCUUCGCCUUGGAGCUUGAAUCCUGGACAGCACAUUACACCUCGUCCCGGGCCGAAACGGUUCGAGAUACUCUCACGCGGAGGAAAACCAGCACUUCGGUUCGUUAUGAUGAGAAGUUCUCCGGCGGCAAACUCCAGUCGCCAACCACCUCGCCCCCUCGGCGUCAUCACACUGACCCCACUGAUGGCCGCCGACUCGCUUUUCACGUCAAGGGUGUCGAAGCCUUCAUUAUUGAAGCCCUCGAUCGAUGGGAACCAAAACCGUUUGCCACAAUCCCAAGGUCUGAGAUCGCGUUCAGUACGUCUCGAGAUCAGCAAGGACCGCUCUUCCACAUCCACUCUACAAUACGCGCCUUUUACUUGGAGUUCUCGCUAUACAGAUUCUAUUCGCUAGGCGUUGCAGGCUCAAUCAUUAAGGAUGCUUUCUUGGGUCCUGUGUCGGCGAAACCAGAUACUGGACGUGCUGCGGCCCACUCCACUACAGCGGAUGUCGUCAGGGAGCCGCACAUGGCUGUUCCUGGAGGCCGUGAGCUUUUCGUGGUUGAUGUCAAGGCCAAUUAUAUACAAGUCAAAGCCAAAAUGCCUGCAGAUCCUGCCAUGCUCUUACAGAUCUAUCAGGUCUCUGCUGGCCGGCACAGAUGGUCAGCUCCAUUCCUUAGAGCUCAACUUCUUCGACUUCAUGCAGAACCGCCGAGACUGAAGGGCGCCUGGGCGCGGAUAGUGGGGGCAAGCAACAUUCGCCUUGAUCUGCGCGAGGGUAAGAGAAAAGCACAGACCGGGGUGGUGGAGGAGAGAUCAAUUGAUGUUUCAACCGAUUUCAUCCGUCUGGCGGUUCCCCAUGGUAUGCAGAUGUACAAAGUCUUUGACAACUUUAUCAACGCCGGCAAGGCUAUCGCGCAGCUGCAUCACCGGUUCAAGACGCGGACAAAUGAAUAUAUUCUGCGGAAGGAACCAGUGGGCCCUAAGAAGGUACCUAGGGUCUCGCUUCGUUCUAAGGCUCUGUGCUUCGAGUUGGAAGACGACCCUUUUGAAUGGAAAAUCGGUGUUAUCUAUCGCAUUGGCCGCAUCGAACAAAAACAACGGUUGGCCCGUGCCGACGCCUUCAGGCUAAAGGUCAAGCGCCUGAACGCCGAACGGCGUCCCCGCUCAACUUCUCGGUACCGCGCUUCGUCUAGUCGGCAAGGAUCCCCUGCAGGUUCUUCUGACCAUCGAUCUCGGCGGUCGAGAAGCCUUGAUAGUACGCCACGCAAAAGGUCCACUUCCCGAGGCAGGCGAGGCAGGAGGUCAUCAUACAUCCGUUAUGACAAGGAAGGGAUCUGUGCUUUGAGCAGCAGUGCCAAAAUCCAAGCUAGCGAGGCAUGGGAACGGCUCCAAGAGCACAAUGCAAGGAGCUGGAAGAGGCGUAUUGAUUGGAUGUUACGACUACAGAACAACACCAUCCAAAAAGUCCGGCAGAUGUUUCAAGGAGCAGAUGAACCACCUCACGAUAGUGCGGAAGAAGAGACCAUCCUUGCCAUUCCUAAUCGCCCUGGGCUCAUGACAGUGAUCAUCAGUGAUCUACAUCUCAUGGUCGACAAACCUUCCUUUCCACAUUCCGACCUGCCCCGAUUUCUCUACGACAUUGGAAAGGGGCUGCCCUUUGACACCAAAUAUGCACUACUCGUUCCUGUCAGCCUUAGUCUAGAUAUGGGCGAGGCUAGAGUAUUGUUGCGAGACUAUCCUCUGAAUCUUCUCCAUAUCCCUCCCAUCCGCUCAGGUCAACCUCCUCGAUUACCUAGCUGGUCCCUACGGACAGAUUUCGUCAUAGCCGAGGAAUUCCGUGACGAGGAAUCCUUGCGGCAUAUCAAUGUCGAGAUUGUCCCGAAAGGGCAGCACGGUCCGGAAGGCGAGGAAAUCCCUUCCUUUGCAAUCGACGUGAGGAGGACGGUGGCGCCUGUUAAAACAUAUUCGAACCCGGUGAUCGACAUCAAUACAAGCCAGUCGACUACCAUCUCGUGGGGUACAUCCUACCAGCCUGUCAUACAAGACAUGAUGAUGAUCGUUGAAGGUUUCACAAAGCCUGAAAUAGAUCCUUCGGAGAGAGUUGGCUUCUGGGACAAGAUUCGACUCAGCUUCCAUUCACGCUUGACAGUGAAUUGGAAGGGUGAUGGCGACGUUCAGCUCCGGUUGAAAGGUUCUAGAGACCCGUAUGUUGUGACGGGCUACGGAGCCGGAUUUGUGAUGUGUUGGCGCAACGACGUACAAUGGCUGAUCCAUGACGGGGAUGAUCCACGCAAGUUCAUGACAGUCAAAAGCGGCGAGUAUGUGCUGGCUAUCCCGGAUUACAGCCACGAAGCUCGCAACUCCCCUGAUCAGGCUGGCAACCAAGAUACAGACAGUAUGUCCAGCAGCAGCUCACAAAAGAAUGCGGCUCUGUUCAAGAAGGUGAUCAUGAAAGUUUCGGGGAACGUCCAAUGGACAGCUGGGCUUGUCUUUGAGCGAGCGUCGGAAGAUGGAGGUCGGAGUUCAACUUUCAAGCCGCACUACGACGUGAUUUUGAAAAACCCCAGUCAGAUGCAUAACGUGGAUCUGACCAACUAUGAUGCUUUCCGCGGCUUCCGAAGUAACUUCAUUCACCUUUCAGUGGCUCUGGCUGCCCCUUUCGACAGAGACUGGGUUGGAGCAGAUGUGGUUCCAUCGGAAAGCUACAACAGCGUCCACUUGAGUCCCAGGUUCUUCUCCCACUUCUUCAACUGGUGGUCCCUAUUCUCGGGAGUGAUGUCUCUGCCAAUUCGACAGGGACCGCUCUGGAGGGGCCCCGAAAGAUCCAGCAAGAAGUUUGGGCGUCACCUCGCAACCAUCAAAUAUGGUCUGCUUCUGUCGCCACUCUACAUCGCACAUAUCUAUAAGCAUAAAGAUGCGGAGGAUUAUCAAGACGAUAUCGUCCACGCCACUGGGUUGAAGAUCAAGAUUGACAAUUUCAUGCUUGAUCUUCAUCAGCGGCGCGAGUACUUUGACACUUUAUCGAAAGGCAAAUCAGAGCAGAUGAGGACCAGUGGGAUGAAGAUCUAUAGGGCCGAGCUUGAUUUUGUCCGCGCUGAUCUGAGGGCUGUCGCGGCAAGCAUAGCGGGAACUACCGCAGAGGAGAUACAAAAUGCUUCGGAUGAGAUGCUGUCUUCACUACAAGAAGUGCCAGCAAACGUCGACAUGUCCCAAUUUACCAUUCCGGACCGCGAUUUCACUUGGAUUGACAUGGAUGACUUCGUGGAAUUGGAUUGGGUAUUGCCGGCAGAGUCCAAUCCAGAAACCAAAAUCUUGCCAUUGGCAUUUACUCCACGCUUCACCUAUUUCCGGCAGACUGAUCAUGGCUCUGGAAUCCAGGGGGACGAGUCUCGUACAAGCCCGUUUGGUGAUGAAGAUACCCAUUUCUGUGUUAUGUCCCGCCAUAAUGACCCACGGAAAGUCCAAAUGAAUCUGAUCGAAACCCGACUUCACGAGUUGGAAGACAAACUGCAAACUCACCUUAAACUGAUGGAAGAGCAUGAGCUCCUUGUGAUUCGCGACGGAGACCAGGAUCAAGCCAUUAAAGACAAACAUAACACCCUCAUUGCACAGCAAAGGGAGCUGGAGAGCAAACGAAGAUUUCUACAACAUGGACUUCGACGACUUGGGGGCCAUACGCAUCCGGGCGAUGCUCAUGUGCCGGAUUCCGUUCAGCGCCGCGGCAGCAAAGCCCCGUCAACCACAGACUUGGACAAUCAAAACAAUGGGCACGUCGACAUGGAUGCGUUAUACUCUGCUCCGCAUGACGAAUUUGCCAGCGACUUCAACAACCGGUUCAUCAUCCAUAAUGCUCAAUUCAAGUGGAACAACUCGUUGCGAAAUAUCAUUCUUCGCUACAGCCAUCAAGUCAGUCAACGCCGAGGCUUUGUGUACUACAUGUCUCGCCGCGCGGUUAAGUUCAUCCUUGACAUUGUCGACGAACAGGCAAAGGCAAAGGAGAUGCGUCGAAGACAGGAUGGGAAGCCGAACAUGCAAGUACCGGCGACUCCAAGCGUGUUCUCUCCAACCGCCGAAAAAGACGAUGACUACGUGGUUGAGGACAGGAUACAACAGCUGCUGAACGAUGCCAAACGGUUUGUGUCUGCCGGUGAUGACAAGGAGGACGAUUCACCUGCAACACAUGAAGAAGACACAACCCAUGCACAGGAGCGAAGACCAUCUUCAGUGGAUCUGGGGGACAAAAUAGCGGAAAAUUUCCAAGCGAUGAAUAGCUAUCACCUACGUCUUAUCGCGCCCCAGAUCCAAUUGCAAAGCGAGAAAAAUAGCCGGUCCAUUGUGUUGAUCGCUACCAAGGGAAUGCAGCUCAAGGUUGUCUCCAUUAUGGACAAAGCCCGAAUGUCGGAUGACGUGAGUGGCCUAGUACAGCGUCGCUUUGCUCUCGACAUGGAUGGCGCCCAGUUUUUCGUGGCCAGUCAGAAGACUCUUGCUCAAUAUCUCCACCUUUAUUCUGGCAACCGGUAUGGCAACUCUCCUGGGUCCUCAUGGCCGCCAUGGGUGUCUCUCGAAGCCAUGUUUGAUUUCCACCUCGAACCGUUCGGGUUUCAAAGAGUCAUCCAGAAGACAUCGGCCAGCUUACGAUAUGAAAAGUAUAAUCCUCUUCGCCUGAAGUACAAUGAAGAGGUGGAGGAGAGUGCCGAAGGUGGUGAGGUCAAAAAUUCAGCUACGAGCAGGGAGAAUCGAAUUGAUCAUCUCUGGGUUGACUUUCCCAGGGUCCGGGCCAGGUGCGACUCGGCUCAAUAUUACACCAUGUACAUUAUUGUACUCGAUCUUCUCCUUUACAGCGAGCCGUUGGAGAAGACGAGGAGUGAGCGGCUUGAAAAGAUUAUGCUUGCUUCGGACUUCAGUGAUUUGCGAGGUGCUCCUGAGAUGGCUGAAAGCCUGCAGGAACGGAUCCGGCAACUUGAGGAAAUUAAGGUCCAUUUUCAGAUCAAUGCCAAAUACCUGGACAAGCAAGGUUGGCAAGAUCGGAUCAACCUGGAGAAGGACUUGGCCAGUUGCGAAGACGAAUUAUUCUUCCUCAUGAAAGCCAUCAACACAGCUCAACAAAGGAACGACGAUCGGAAAGCCUCGACACAGUCGAGUGCGAUGUUACGAUGGUACCUCAGCGCCUCUGAGGUGGUGUGGCAUCUUAUGCUGGAAAGGGACGAGCCACUAGUCGAAUUCCAACUGGGCAACGCUGCGUAUGAGCGCAUCGACAACAGCGACGGGUCGAAUCACAACGCUUUGGAGAUCGAGCACAUCCGAGGGUGGAACCUCCUUCCUAACGCGAUAUAUCCCGAGAUCAUCGGACCGUAUUUCGAGAACGGUGACCGGCGUGGCAGCCUUCCAGAAGGAGCCAAAAUGGUACAAGUCCAUUGGUACAUGUUGGAGGCCAUUGCUGGAAUUCCAGUGCUCGAGCAGUUCCACGUCACCGUGUUCCCGCUCAAGGUGCAAUUGGAACGGGAACUCGGCAGGAAACUGUUUGAGUACAUUUUUCCUGGGGUGGGGUCUAGUGCCUUUGAACAUGGGAAUUUUUCGCCAUUGAUGGUUAAGAACAUGGAGCCACUGGAGGACGAUCAAAGCGAAGAACUGGACAAAGCACAAGAUGCCCUCAUGUCGGACACCGACUUCCCCAGCACCAAUCCCGAGGCACAGCGUGGAACUUCGCCGGGGGCCAUUGCGAGGAGGCUGAAGCCCACCUAUAACAUGAACGACCACGACAAAGGCAGUCCAUCUCCGUCGACGCAUGGACGAAGAGGCUUGGGCUUGUCGGGCGACCACAAGUUCUUUAGACACUUCAAUACCUCGAAUGCACGGUCUGUGCUUAAAGAGCCGACUCGCAAAUCAUCGGGCAGCAGCCUGAGGUUGAAGAAGAAUGACGCUUCUUCCACUAGUCUCGUGACACUCGGGAACAACGAGGAGAAGGAGAGGAAGCGCAAUGUGUUGCAGCGCACGACAAGUAAAGAGAAAGAGCAGCGCGCUGUAGUCAGCAAGAAGGACAAGAAAGACAACAGCAACAAGCCCUCGGACGAUUUGUCGCAGAUGAUGUCGCGGGCAAGCAAUUACAUGACUCUGGCGCACGUCAAGCUCAACAGUUUCGUCAUUUGUCUAAGCUACAAGGGUAAAGGCGAGCGGAACUUUGAGGACCUGCACGACUUUGUCUUCCGCAUGCCCACGUUGGAGUAUCGGAACAAAACAUGGUCGAAUCUCGAUCUCGCGUUGCGGCUCAAGAAGGAUGUCAUCAAGGCCUUGAUCUCGCACACCGGCGCCAUCAUCGGCAACAAAUUCUCCCAGCAUCGUCCCAACCGGCGCCAGGUCGAGCGGCUCAAGGAGAUUGCGCACUCUUCCACCAUUCCGAGUUCCGAGUUUAGUCUUCAAAUGUCCGGCACUGGCACUGGCACUGGCACCUCGGAGACAACCAGUCUGUACAGUUUCUCCCAAGACGGCCGCGGCGACGACGACUUUGAAUCUUCGGGCAUAUCGUUCCAAUCACCCACAACUACUACAAAUGGCCUCAAGGGAGGGCCAUCGCCUCUGUUGCGCAGCGGCUCGUGGCAUUCGAGCAACAUGAAUAACCUUGUCAAUGCUUCUGCAGCUGCUGGCGCCGGCGGUAGCGGUCUACAAGUGCCGCCAUUGCCGCGUUCUACGGCGCCUAGAACUCGUUCCGUCGGCGGAAGCAGUAAUGGGUCCAGUGUUGGUGUUGGUCCUGGUCCCGGUUCGUCGUCAAACAAACCCACUGGUACUCAAUCGUUGUCGCCGGACAACAAUAAUAGACCUCCCACGGCGAAUUCACAGACAAGUUCUUCCAGGGGUUUGCUGAGGGAUACGAUUGGACGACAUUUCUCCAGUGACACUGUCAAGCCUUCCUUGGGUCGUGUCCAUUUCGGCGCGUUGGGGCUGAUCAAGGGUGACUCCUCGGGGGGCCAUCGUGACCAUAACAGCAACAACACCCACAAGGCUCACAGCCAUGGGAACAGUCCGGAUAGAGAUGCGGAUAAUGAUAAAGAUAAUGAUAAUCAUCAGCAGCAGCAACAGCACGGCGGCAACAACAAUGAUGAUGGCGCGGGCGCUGGGGCUGGGGCAAAUGUCGAAAGUGAUCCGGAGACUGGACGGCGGAAGAGCGUUUUGUCGUUGGGAAAAAGGGUGUUGACUCGCUUGAGCUAGCUAUCUUAGCUACCCUACUUGCUCCGGGAUACGGCCGGGAUCUUGUGUAUAUUCUGGAUUGGGACGUGGGAUAUUUGUUUUGCUCGAAAAGCAAAAAGUUGUCAUGGAUGUUUGAUUUUUCUGUCUCAAAUCGCUUCGCCAGAGGUGGAUGGGUUCAUUUAGCAUUAGGCGUCGGCCGUUCGUCGCCACCUUCGUUAUUGGCAAUACUGCGACUGUAAUUGUUUGUUGUGUUUUGUAUGCUCCUCUGCUCUUUCAUCUUCACGAGGAGCUAGAGGAUCGAAUGACGUUUGAUCAGCUUAUGGUUCGAUACUAGUACGCUGACAAUGCUCGCUCGGCCAAAGUAACUUCCGGUUUUACUCUGCCUCAGACUCAUGGACUCAAGACUCAAAACUGAUCCCAGUUAGAGGAAGUGAGAUCGAUCGGUUUGGUGGCGGGCGGCGGUCUAACAUCAGUGGUACCACCAUCAGUGACUGUACUACGAUGAUCAAUGCCGCCGUUUAUGUUCUCUUGGCCUUGGAGUCAGCUUCAUUAUCAGCAUGUCCGGCACCACCACCACCACCGCCGUUUCUAGCUUUCUUCAACUUCAUGACCUUCGGCAUCGGCAGCUCCAUGAGCUUCAUCAGCUCAUUCAUCUCCUUCAGCUUCACGGUCUUUGCCAUCCUCUCCACCAUUCUCUCCUUCUGUCUCCACAUAGUCAAACGCUCCCAUCAUCGGCCUCGGCUUCUUCCAGCCGGACAUCAUCUCAUUGUGCAGAAACACAUCAAAGGUCGGGUAUACGUCGAGAACGUCGUCAAAGAACAUGAUUCCGCAGUGGAGUUUGCGCACCGUCGCUUCAACUUUGAAACCAACACGGAGAUGCGACUGGAGAAUUGACUCGAUAAAGAAAACGUAUUCCUUGUCGGUGUCGGUGUCUGUGUCCUGCUGUAAUCUUCCUGCCUGCUCCUGCUUCUGCUUCUGCUCAGCGGGAGUCAAAUCCUCAGGCAGUGAGUCGGAAUUCUUCCAGGGUUUCGCAUAGACUAGUCCGACAGGUCUGAAAUGUCGCGAGCCCUCGAGAUACAACUGCUUGCACUCUUCAGUCGGUAGUUCGAUCUUUGUGAUCUCAAAUCCAACGUUUUCUUUGACCCAAUCGACUUUUAGAUUUUGUGCGGAUGCCGGGCCGUUGAUUCCAGCAAGGUAUGCGGCAUAGACGGGCUCAGAGGCGGCGCCGGCAACUCCAAAAUGGACUAUUUGCGAAGCUUCAGCGGGCUUCAUCCCGACAAAGACGUGGUCCUCUUGUUGCAUUUCUUCGGGACCCCACCACGUCUCGCCGUCGUAGCUCUGUGCAUAGCGUCCGCCGAACAAGGUCGAGCAGGCAAUGUUGAAGUCUCCGGGCAAGCGACGCGUCGCUUCGGCCACGGCCCACAAUUCCGCGGGGACUUCGCGGCAGAGAUUGCGUGCGGCCAAGACGUCGUCGCGGUAUUCUGGACACACAUCGUGUUGGAGGAGGUAAUCCAUGAAUCGUUCGAGGGUAGUGGUUAGUAAUAGGACUUGGUCGCGAGUUUCGAAGCCGUAGAGGUAUUUGGCGCGUCGGCUGAGAAACCCUUGUAAGCAGCCUAGGAAGUCGACGGCGUACAAGCUCGUUUCUGUG
Molecule: messenger RNA, 11393 nt
Organism: Exophiala dermatitidis NIH/UT8656
Lineage: Eukaryota; Fungi; Ascomycota; Eurotiomycetes; Chaetothyriales; Herpotrichiellaceae
Exons: 1
Coding region: 572-9766 (3064 amino acids)
Source: RefSeq, a predicted model, not a curated record